AUGCGCCUCAUGAAGCUUGUCCUUGCCUUUGCGGCCCUCGCCGCUGCGCUGCCUUCCGAGAACGUAAAGGAAAAUGGCUUCGAAGUGAAACUUCGCGAGCCCGAGCCUGGCCCUAAGCCUGAGCCUCACAAAGAUGACGUGCCCAUUCUCGAUGCCAGAAUCGACGCCCAUGAGAAGGAGGGCCGCACCGUCAACCUCUCGCCGCGCAACAACCGCGAGGGUCUCCUCCCUCGUCAGUGCAAUUCCCAUAGCACCUGCCCCUGCGACAGCCGCGCGCGGGGCCUCUGGUGCGGCUACUGCACCAGUCCCUUGGACGCCAUAUACGAAUGCCGGAGCGGCGAUUGUCUGAACUGGGUCUACCAGUGCGGUGCUGGGGGUGCCUGCUGCACCUACGGCUACCGUAUUAGCUGUGCUAACCGCCAGGGACCCUGCGGUUCCUAA
Molecule: messenger RNA, 441 nt
Organism: Canariomyces notabilis
Lineage: Eukaryota; Fungi; Ascomycota; Sordariomycetes; Sordariales; Chaetomiaceae
Exons: 2
Coding region: 1-441 (146 amino acids)
Source: RefSeq, a predicted model, not a curated record